Penicillium lagena is the source of this 288-nucleotide messenger RNA. RefSeq lists its product as uncharacterized. The record is from RefSeq and is a predicted model, not a curated record. The coding region runs from base 1 to 288 and encodes 95 amino acids. NCBI's taxonomy places the organism in Eukaryota, Fungi, Ascomycota, Eurotiomycetes, Eurotiales, Aspergillaceae. The transcript has 2 exons.
AUGGCACCCUCUCCCCAGAAUCCCGCCUUGGAUGUCCCUCCCAAGGACGCCAAGCAGGCGCUGGCGGAGGACAAGUAUGACGACUGCAUGUCUUGCCGCGUGACCGGGUCGGCCGCAUUUAUUGGCCUCGGAGUGUACAGUUACUACACGGGCAUGCAAAAUCUACGGAAGCAGGAGAAGGCCAUUAUGGCUGGCCCAUCAAAGUAUCGAAUGGGUUCACGACAGCUGGGGAUUGCGACCAUCUCGGCCACGCUCGUGGGCAUGGGGCUGUACAGAGCUUUCAAUUAA